AUGGAACCGAGGGAGGAGCUGGGCGAGUUGGUGUGGCUGCAGCCGAAAAAGAAGGACGAGUUCGAACUGCCGUAUGCCGGACGGGUGUUGCGUACGCACGAUGGCCGAACGCUGGUCAUCAACGACGAUGGGGAAGAGUUUUGGGUCAAGGAUGGUGAGAUAAUCAAACCGAUGCACGUGACGUCACAGCGAACGGUCCACGAUAUGAUAACGCUCGGUGACCUGCAGGAGUACGCGAUACUGCGUAACCUCAUCGUUCGAUAUCGUCAGAAGCUGAUUUAUACCUACACCGGAAGCAUGCUUGUGGCGAUCAAUCCGUACGAGAUUUUGCCCAUCUACACCAACAACGAGAUCAACCUGUACCGGGAAAAGAAGCUGACGGAGCUGCCACCGCACAUAUUUGCCAUCGGAGACAGUGCGUACCAGGAGAUGAAGCGCGAGAAGCGCGAUCAGUGCAUCGUGAUCAGUGGUGAGUCCGGCGCAGGUAAGACCGAGAGCACCAAGCUGAUCCUGCAGUAUCUGGCCGCGGCCAGCGGGAAACAUUCGUGGAUCGAGCAGCAGAUCAUCGAAUCGAAUCCCAUUCUCGAGGCGUUCGGGAACGCGAAAACCGUCCGGAACGAUAACUCGUCUCGGUUUGGCAAGUACAUUGAUGUGCACUUUACGGCCGAGGGUGCCAUCGGUGGUGCGCGUAUCGAGCAGUACCUGCUGGAGAAGUCGCGCAUCGUGGGGCAGAAUCGGGGAGAGCGGAACUAUCACAUCUUCUACUCGAUGCUCUCCGGCAUGACGAAGGACGAGCGCAAGCGCUUCGAUCUGGAGGACCCUGCGAAGUACAAUUAUCUUACGAGCGGUCAAACGUUGCUCUGUGAUGGGCGAAACGAUGCGCAAGAGUUUGCGGACGUUCGUGCCGCCAUGAAGGUGCUGGCGUUCGAUGAGCAGGAAAUCCACUCGAUUCUUGGCUUACUGGCGGCGAUACUGCAUAUGGGCAACGUGAAGUACAAGGCGACGGUUGUGCAGAACAUUGAUGCGGUAGAGAUCAACGACACGCUUAAUGUGGGCAGGGUGGCCGUUUUGCUGGGAGUUUCCAAAGCGCAGCUGUUGGCUGCCCUGACCCGCAGGACGAUCAUUGCACAGGGCGAACGGGUUGUAUCGCAGCUCUCGAAAGAUCACGCGAUCGAGGCACGGGACGCGUUUGUGAAGGCUAUCUAUGGCAAGCUGUUCAUCAUGAUCGUGGACAAAAUCAACAAGGCGAUCUACAAACCGUCGACGACGAGACGAUUUCACUCUAUCGGCGUGCUGGACAUAUUCGGAUUCGAGCACUUUGAAGUGAACAGCUUCGAGCAGCUGUGCAUUAACUACGCGAACGAGAAUUUGCAGCAGUUUUUUGUCAAGCACAUCUUUAAGAUGGAGCAAGCGGAGUACGCUCGAGAGGGUAUCAACUGGACCAACAUCGAGUUCAUCGACAACCAGGACAUACUGGACAUGAUCGGCAUGAAGUCCCUGAACCUGAUGUCGCUGAUCGACGAGGAAACACGGUUCCCGAAGGGGACGGAUUUGACCAUGCUCUCGAAGCUCCACUCGACGCACGGACCGAAAACGGCGUACGUCAAGCCGAAGUACGACAAAGAUCCUGCCUUUGGAGUGCAACACUUUGCCGGCGUAGUGUACUAUCGGGUCGACGGUUUUCUGGAGAAAAACCGCGAUUCCUUCAGUCCCGAUCUGAAGGAGCUGGUAACGAAGAGUAGCAACGAGUUCCUGACGGCGCUAUUCGGCUCGGACGACUCGCUCGACACGAGCAAGCGGUCGGUCACGUUGUCGCUACAGUUCCGCAACUCUCUCGACGCCCUAAUGCGUACCCUGUCGUCGUGCCACCCGUACUUUAUUCGCUGCAUAAAGCCGAACGAUGUCAAGAAACCGAAGCUUAUUGACAAGACUCUGUGUGUGCGCCAGUUGCGAUACUCGGGCAUGAUGGAGACGGCCAAGAUACGGAAGGCUGGCUACGCCAUCCGGCACACGUACCGUGAGUUUGUGGACCGGUACCGGCACCUGGCCAAGGGCAUCGGGCCAGCGCAUAAGGUGGAUUGCGUGCAAGCGGCAAAGGCCAUCUGCGUAAAGGUGCUGCCCGGGUCCAGUGUGCCGGACGACUAUCAGUUCGGUAAGACCAAGAUAUUCCUCAAGGAAAGCCACGAUCAUCUGCUAGAAUCGGAACGCUCGCGGGUGUACCUUCACUACGUGGUCCUGAUCCAGCGGGCUUUCCGGCGAGUGCUGCUGUUUAGGUACAUCCGCCGGUACCGCCAGGCCGCCAUCACGAUCCAGCGGCAUUGGCGAGCCCGUGGCUACCGGGCGAACUAUCUGACGAUGCGCAACGGAUUCCGGCGUCUGCAGGCGGCGAUCAAAUCGCGUACACAGACGUACGCCUUCGGAAGAUUGCGCGGUGCGAUCGUGCAGCUGCAGGCCCAGUGCCGGGGGUACCUGACACGUCGGAACUUGCGCGACAAGAUCACGUACAAGGCGCGCCGCAUGACGGAGAUUCUCAUUCUGAUGCGCACGGAGGAAAACCAGUUCAAGCAGUCGGGCAAUCCGCGUUGGCGGGAAGACGCCGAGCACAACUACUGGUUGCGGGUGGACGAACUGAAUCGGGAGCUGGCACCCGAACCCGAGUCACGCCGCCCCUUGGCACCGGUCGUGGUGGUAGCCACACGGGCUAGCAUCAGCGUGGACGACGACAAUCAGAUCGUGGACGAUGUGUUCGGGUUUCUCGAAGGUACUACGAGCCCAGAGCCGGUACCGAAGCGGAAACCCGCGCCCGCCAGUGGUGAACUCGAGGUGACCGGUAGUGAUGGCGUAGUCGGGGCUCUCCAGCAGGCCGAGAGCUUCCGGGAGGAUCUAUCGGACUACAACUUUGCGAAGUUUGCGGCCACCUACUUUGCGAACAAUGCGUCCUAUCAGUUCAGUAAGCGGAAGCUGAAGUCCUCGCUGCUCGAUCUCACGAUUUCGGCUGACGUCAUAUCGGCGCAGGCACUGUGGAUUACGAUUCUACGUUUCAUGGGCGACAUGGCGGACGCCAAGUACGAGGACGAGAGUGAGGAAGCGCGCCACAAACCGGUGAUGCAGCGCGUGACCGCCACGAUGGGACGCAACUUCGCCAAGACGAAGGACUUUCAGGCGUUCCAGGAAACACUGUCCGAGCACGACCGCAAGCUGAUACACAAAACGAUGAAGAAAAAGUCCAAAAUUCCCAGCGAGCUCCGGUCGAUCGUGGAAAACACCGAGGAGAUCACCGACUAUCAGGAGUUUCUCAACAGCCGCACGAACAACCUGGACAAGCUGCACUUCAUCAUCGGCCACGGGAUUCUCAACCGGCAGCUGAGGGACGAAAUUUUCUGCCAGAUUUGCAAACAGCUCACCAACAAUCCGACGGCGACGUCCCAUGCGAAGGGCUGGAUCUUGCUGUCGCUGUGCGUCGGGUGCUUUCCCCCGUCCGAGCGCUUCGAGAAGUACCUACGAUCGUUCAUCCGGGAUGGCCCAGAACUGUACGCCCCGUACUGUGAGCAGCGGCUUGAUCGGACGCUGGCGAACGGUACCCGCCGACAGCCACCGUCCCUGCUGGAACUGCAGGCCACCAAAACGAAGCGACCCAUCCCGGUCUCGGUGAUACUGAUGGACGGGACGAGCCGCACGCUCGAGACGGAUUCGGCCACGACGGCCGGUGAGCUGUGCGAGAGGCUCGCCAACCUAGUGGGUCUGCAGGAUCGGUUUGGAUUUUCGAUCUUCGUCACGCUGCACGACAAGAUACUGUCGCUGCAGAGUGGCGGCGAGUUCCUGAUGGACGCCAUCUCGAACUGCGAGCAGUACGCGAAGGAGCAAGGCUCGAGCGAACGCACGGCCGGGUGGAAGAUAUUUUUCCGCAAGGAACUCUUUGCACCGUGGCACGAUCCCGCCGCCGAUGCGGUCGCUACCGAGCUGAUCUACGCGCAGAUAACGCGCGGCCUGAACCUGGGCGAGCUGGUGAGCAACUCGGACAAGGAUCUGGCAAUGCUGGCGGCCCUCCAGUACUACGCCGAGUACGGGGAAGAUCUGAAGGGAAACACGCUCCAGGAGCGGCUGAAAGACUUUCUGCCGAAGAGUGUUCUCCGCCCGGAGACCGCGCCACGCUGGGCGCAGCUGGUAGAAACGGCGUUCAAGCGGAGCCGCUGUGUGAAGGAACACCUGCAGCGGAUCGUGGCCAAGGAGGACAUUGUGCUGUUUGCGAAGAUUACCUGGGGUAUGAUGUUUUCGCGGUUCUUCGAAGCGGUCCAGUCGGGUGGUCCGACACUGUCGGCCGCGAACGUGAUCGUGGCGGUGAACUGGGCGGGUGUUUUCUUUGUCGACGAACAGGAGCAGGUGCUGGUGGAGCUGUCCUACCCGGAGAUCGUCCAGAUGGGCUUCGAAGAGGAUGACGAGUCGGACGUUGGCAGCGUGUAUCUGAGCACCAUCCAGGGAGAAGACUUCACGUUCAAAACAUUCGAUGCCCGGGUACUGGCCGUGCUAGUAAACUACAUUAUCGACGAACUGAAGAAGCGCACCAUUUUUGCCGUCGUUGUGCAGCCGUACAAACCGCAAACGACCGACGAGACGAUGCUCAGUCUGGUGAAGGGUGAUCUGAUAAUGCUCCGGCAGGGCUUCACCGGGGAGUCGAUUAUGGCCGAAGACUCCACCUGGGCCUAUGGUGAGUGUAACGGCCGCGCUGGGUACUUUCCGACCGAGUCGAUCUACAUUUUGCCCACCAUCAUGACGCCAUCGGGUGCGGUGCUGAAUUGCUACAAGAAGGAGAAUGCAGUCAAGGUGAAGAAGCACGCCGGUCCCAUCUACAACACGAUCCAGCGUAAACGGAUGCACACUCUUCAGCGUUACGCUACGGAAUACUUCCGCGCGCCAAUUGCUAUCGCUGCCUCUUCCACCAGCAUAGCCAGUGUGCGCAAGUCAACGGUUGAAGAUCUCUGGAAGCACACCCGUGACCCUAUGAAGGCUCCACUUCUGAAGCGCCUGCAGAACGACCGUGCGAAGUGUGACACCGCCGUUUCGUUAUUCACUCUCAUCUUGAAGUACAUGGGCGAUCUACCGAAGAGUCGCGAGCAGAUGGAUGUGGGGAAAAUUUUCGCACCGGCUCAGGCCGACGAUCUGCUGCGCGAUGAACUGUACUGUCAGAUUAUGCGACAGCUCACCGAAAACCGGAUACAGAUCAGCGAGGAGCGUGGCUGGGAUCUGCUGUGGCUGGCAACGGGCGUGAUGCUGCCGAGCACCGGGCUCCAGAAGGAACUUUUUACGUUUCUGCGCACUCGCAAGCACCCACUCGCCGCGGACUGCUUGCAGCGGCUGCAGAAAACGAUGAAGGUAGGCCCGCGGCGUUACCCACCUUACGUGGUGGAGGUCGAAGCGAUCCGCUACCGGACGGUGGAAAUCUACCACAAGGUGUACUUCCCGGACGACACGGACGAGGCGUUCCAGAUCGAGUCGUCCACCAAGGCCAAGGAUCUGAUGCAAGCCAUCACGCGACGGCUGGAGCUGAAGUCGGGCGAGGGUUUCAGUUUGUUCAUCAAAGUCAUGGACAAAGUGUUCUCCGUGCCGGAGGAGUACUUCAUUUUCGAUUUCGUGUACGAGCUGUUGGAGUGGAUGCGUGAGACGCAUCCGUCGCGUUCGAACGACGAUCGCAUCCAGUGCGAGUACCAGAUGUUCUUCAUGCGAAAGCUCUGGAUUGGGGUGGUGCCUGGGCGAGACCCGAAUGCGGACGAGAUAUUCCACUUUCACCAGGAGCUACCGAAGCUGCUGCAGGGUUACUACCAGCUCACGAAGGAACAAGCGGUCGACCUGGCAGCGUAUGGGUUCUGUGCCCAGUACGAGAUGGACGAUGUGAAGCAGCUGCACAAAUCGUUCCACGAUCUGCUCCCUACGUUGGUGCCCAAGGACACGGAACGGUUGCAGAAACUUGAUCACUGGAAGCGCGACAUUGUGGCGAAGAUCGAUGCGAUCCGCGGUAUAACGGUGAGCGAGGCCAAGCUAGAGUUCUUGAAACUGGCCCACCAGUUCCCGAUGUUCGGGUCGACCUUUUUCGUGGCCAAACAGGCCACGGACCAGAAGCUACCGGCCACGGUGUUGGUGGCCAUCAAUCGGCAAGGUUUCCAUCUGAUCGAACCCCACACGAAGGAGGUGCUGGGCAGCUACAGCUACCGUGAGCUCAACUUCUGGAGCUCUGGUAAUACGUUCUUCCACGUAAAAUUUGGUAACAUGAUGGGCGCUACCAAGCUGUUGCUUGAAACGAAACAGGGCUACAAGAUGGACGAGCUGCUGGCAUCGUACAUACGGCACUUUAAGGCGCAAGCCGCAAGAAACUGA
This is a messenger RNA of Anopheles cruzii, 6369 nucleotides long. RefSeq names its product myosin-VIIa-like. Lineage: Eukaryota; Metazoa; Arthropoda; Insecta; Diptera; Culicidae. Gene Ontology annotation, cellular component: cytoskeleton; myosin complex. The record is from RefSeq and is a predicted model, not a curated record. The transcript is spliced from 11 exons. Gene Ontology annotation, molecular function: cytoskeletal motor activity; ATP binding; protein binding. The coding region runs from base 1 to 6369 and encodes 2122 amino acids.